Cyclopterus lumpus (lumpfish) is the source of this 1253-nucleotide messenger RNA. It is a transcript of the gene osr2, whose product is annotated as odd-skipped related transciption factor 2. The record is from RefSeq and is a predicted model, not a curated record. Gene Ontology annotation, cellular component: nucleus. Bases 291 to 1226 code for a protein of 311 amino acids. Gene Ontology annotation, biological process: embryo development; regulation of transcription by RNA polymerase II; urogenital system development. Gene Ontology annotation, molecular function: DNA-binding transcription factor activity, RNA polymerase II-specific; RNA polymerase II transcription regulatory region sequence-specific DNA binding. Lineage: Eukaryota; Metazoa; Chordata; Actinopteri; Perciformes; Cyclopteridae. The transcript has 4 exons.
UCCCACGCUGCUGCUGCCUCUCCUCCAAACUUCUUCGCCCCCUUUUUUUUAUUUAUUUUUCCACAACUUCUCCCAACUCCAGCAAGAUCCCCGCAAAGGUCCGAGACUUCCCGGCUGACUGCAUGGCUACGUGAAAGUUUCAUGGACUUGGAACUUGGAAAACUUUUCGCGACGCUUUAUUGGAGCUCGUCGCCUCUAUAGUUACUGUGGAUUACUGACAUAUCGCGGGGACCUUUGGCAGCUUUUUAUUGGGGGUUAUCACCGUGUCUUCUGCAGAGGUCUUAGCCGAGAUGGGGAGCAAAGCCCUGCACGCUCCGAUCCCCCUGCACCCGGCCCUGCAGCUCACAAACUACUCCUUCCUGCAGGCCGUCAACACUUUCCCCGCUGACCAGCUGCAGGGGCUGUACGGCCUCAGCGCGGUGCAAACCAUGCACAUGAACCACUGGACUCUCGGUUACCCGCACAUCCAAGGACUGAGGUCGACGAUCACGGAGAUGGCAGCCGCCCAGGGGCUGAUGGACCCCAGGAUUCCCUUCCCUGCGUUGCCCUUCACGGCCGCAGCGCAGCUCUUCCAUCCAAAACAAGCCGCCAUUGCGCACGGCAUCCCCUCGCUGCACAAGGACAGGCCGAGGUUUGACUUCGCCAACCUGGCCCUCGCUGCCACUCAAGAGGACCCGCCGAAAGCUGUGGAUCUGGUGAAGUUGGCGUCGGGGCUAGGGGGAACCAUCUCUGAGCUGAGCAAGCUGUCCCCGGACAGAAAACCCACCCGGGGAAGGCUCCCGUCCAAGACUAAAAAGGAAUUUAUUUGCAAGUUCUGCGGCAGGCAUUUCACCAAGUCCUACAACCUCCUCAUCCACGAGAGGACCCACACGGACGAGCGGCCCUAUACCUGUGAUAUUUGCCACAAGGCUUUUAGAAGGCAAGACCAUCUCCGAGACCACAGAUACAUCCACUCCAAGGAAAAACCAUUCAAAUGUCAAGAAUGUGGGAAGGGGUUCUGUCAGUCUCGAACUCUAGCCGUCCAUAAAACCUUACACAUGCAGGAGUCCCCCCACAAAUGCCCCACAUGCGGAAGAACCUUUAAUCAGAGAAGUAACCUGAAAACUCACCUUCUCACCCAUACAGACAUCAAGCCCUACAGCUGUGGCCGCUGCGGAAAGGUGUUUCGGCGCAACUGUGACUUGCGACGGCACAGUUUGACGCACAGCCCGCCACAGGACUACUAGGCCUGGACAGACUAACACAAACUAAAA